This is a messenger RNA of Myripristis murdjan (pinecone soldierfish), 1300 nucleotides long. RefSeq names its product tetratricopeptide repeat domain 9C (gene ttc9c). The transcript is spliced from 4 exons. Gene Ontology annotation, molecular function: protein binding. The record is from RefSeq and is a predicted model, not a curated record. Bases 124 to 807 code for a protein of 227 amino acids. NCBI's taxonomy places the organism in Eukaryota, Metazoa, Chordata, Actinopteri, Holocentriformes, Holocentridae.
AUCGAAGAAGAAAACAAGGAAGUGACUUUCACUGGUAAAAACUAAUAGUAUAAUGAUUGUCAAGUGCAAUAAAUAACCACCUACUAAGUGUCUUUCCGUUGGCUUGCGAGUUGUGCAGCAGACAUGGCGGCUGCAGGAGGAGAGGACAGUCCGGAGAGGCUCGGGGCAGCAGCUGCAGCAGAAGCGAACUUGUCUGGCCUGGCAGAGCCCCAGCCUUCCUCUGCCAAACUGGACGCACAGCUACAUGAGGCAACGCGUCUGAAAAUGGAAGGGAACGCUUUCUACCGGGAGAAGAACAUCCGGUCAGCCAUUGGGCGUUACCACCGCACUCUGCUCAUCCUGCGGGGCCUGGACUCUGAGGUGACGACGGCAGUGAAAGGGUUCAGACCCGAGACGCCUGCUCUCACACCUGCACAGGAGGAGCUGCUCAGAAACACACAAGUGGACUGCUACAACAACCUGGCUGCCUGUUUGCUGCAGAGAGAGAGUGUCGACUAUUCUCGUGUGCAGGAGUACAGCCUGCGGGUGCUGCAGUGGCGACCGAGCGAUGUCAAAGCUCUCUACAGGGCAGGAGUGGCCACUCUGGAGCUGGGAGAUGCACAGACUGCCAAGCAGUAUCUCACCCAGGCCUGCAGGGGGCAGCCUAAUGAUGCCAACGUUAGGAAGCACCUGCAGAGGGCUGAGGAGAAGCUGAAUAAGGAGUUACAGAAAGAGAAGGCCAUGUACCGAGGCAUGUUUUCCUCCAGUCUGAGCAGCAGCGCAGGAGAUGGGAUUAACCAGACCAACGGUGCCAGUGGGGGGGUUUAGUGUGCCAGCAGAGCCCACCAAAGAAAGCCUCAACCUCUGAGAGACUUUGUUCAACUUCAGCUGACAAACCCACCGAUGAAGUGUUUAUACGACCCACCUUGCAUUGAGGUCUGCAUGAGGAGAGAGUAACCUAUGCUUGCAAGUGAGCAGAGUAAAGAAGUGUACACAAUGCUUAUUAGGGAAUUCUGGAGUGCAGUCAACAGGAAAGUGGAGAAGAUGAUGCUGCUGAAGAUGGGAAGGAGAGGGCAGAAAGGAGUUAGUUUCCUAGCAACAAGGAGAUGAAGCUGAAUGUUUUUGAAGCUCAAAAAAGCAAGGGUCGAGAUAGCUCACAAAAAUGCAUCUGAGAGCCGUGUUGAGACUGUUUUGUGCGCUACUCAAAGUCCUUUUUUAUGCCCCCCACAAUUGUGGUUGUCUUCAGUUAGUGCUGUGAAUGUCAAUUUCAUGUGUUCCUGUUCUUAUUUGGUAAAAUAAAUAUUUUUUUAAAUUAUCUCCA